Messenger RNA from Lodderomyces parapsilosis, 1419 nucleotides. RefSeq lists its product as uncharacterized. The transcript has a single exon. Gene Ontology annotation, cellular component: late endosome; cytoplasm. Gene Ontology annotation, biological process: retrograde transport, endosome to Golgi. Lineage: Eukaryota; Fungi; Ascomycota; Pichiomycetes; Serinales; Debaryomycetaceae. Gene Ontology annotation, molecular function: oxidoreductase activity. The record is from RefSeq and is a predicted model, not a curated record. The coding region runs from base 1 to 1419 and encodes 472 amino acids.
AUGGAGAACAACAACAACAAUAAUGUCGAUUAUUUACAAUUUCAGUCCGAGCCGUCGGGAAGACACAAGGGAAAGAAACAUAUAAUUAUUGUGGGGGCCGGUAUAAUAGGUGUUUGUACAGCCUAUUUUGUCGUCAAGCAUCCAAAAUUUGAUCCUGCAAAAUACCACAUCACAUUAAUUGAAAGCAAACGAGUGGCGGGAGGAGCUAGUGGAAAGGCUGGUGGAUUGCUUGCUUUGUGGGCGUUUCCCGAGCAAAUUGUAUCCUUGUCAUUCAACUUGCAUCAAAGCUUGGCUAAUGAAUAUAACGGUGCAGAGGAGUGGGGGUACAGGCGAUUGACCACGGUGUCAUUAGAAGGAGAUAUAUCCAGAGUCAAGGACUUUGAUGAUGAAGAAAAAGAGGAUAAUGUUGUGGAUGGAAGUAACAUAUUCAAGGACAGCUUUAGACAAGCAACUGCUCAUGAUAGUGACUCUUCUUCAUCGACUAACGAGAAACCGCCUAAAAAGACAGCUAGGAAUACGAGGUCAUCAUCAAUUGUGCAGUUGGAUUUCUCAAAAAACAGUCUUCCGUCAAGUUUGAAUUGGAUAAACUCCUCUCUCAUUGAUAAUUGCACCACAUUGGGUGGCACUGAUACAACAGCACAAGUUCAUCCAUACAAGUUUACAAACUUUAUUUUAAGAAAGGCAGUAGAGUGUUCGCAGGGGGCAUUGGAAUUGAUUCUUGGAAAAGUUGAAGAGAUUACAUACUCAGAGGAAACAGGAACCGCAACCGGAGUCAUUUACCAACCUACUUCGGUGAAAGAUAGUGACAAGUAUCAAGACAAAUUGAUUGAGCUAGGUGCCGACCAAACAGUUUUAACAGUUGGCCCAUGGAUUUCAAAAAUAUUGCCUGAUUGCCCUAUAUCUGGUUUAAGAGCACAUUCCAUCACUAUAGCGCCAUUUAAAGACCAACCCGUUAGUCCAUAUGCUAUUUUCACAGAACUCAAGGUGGCUCGCAACUCUUACAUUUCACCCGAAAUUUACGCUAGACAGGAUGAAGUGUAUGUUUGUGGAGAAGGUGACAGUGCCGUUGAUGUGCCAGAAACAACUGACGAUGUCGAAGUUGUGAGGUCAAAAUGCGAUGAACUAUACAACCAAGUGAGUAAAAUUUCACCAAACUUGAAAAAAGGACAUAUAUUGAGAAGACAGGCGUGCUAUUUACCAGUUUUGGAUGUCCCAUCAUCAAGUGGACCUUUGAUUGGGGAAACUAAUGUAACCAACCUAUAUCUUGCUUCCGGCCAUUCAUGCUGGGGAAUAAAUAACGCCCCAGGUACAGGUAAGAUUAUGAGCGAAUUGUUGAUGGAUGGUAAAGUUAAGUCUGCUGACAUUUCAAGUUUAGAUCCAUCAUUCUACUUUGAUGCUAGUGUCAUUCUAGAGGACUAG